AGUGGCGGGGCCGCCAUGGCGGCGCCCGGAGCCCCCGGGCCGGGCCCGGCCGCCGCCCCCACGGUGCUGAUGGCGGCCCGCGCCGAGCUGGCCGCGCCCUGCCGCCUCCUGCCCGCCAACGCCGGCGCCGCGCUCCGCCUGCAGCUCAGCGUGCAACCGGGGAACGACGGGCGGCGCCGCUUCCGCCUGGCGCUGCGGGCGGCGGAGGCGGGGGGCGGCGCGCCCCUGGCCGAGUGUGACCUGCGGGACGUGUCCUACCGUGUCUGUGGCCCCGCCAGCCACCAGCUGCAGCUGCCGGGGACAGCGGGGACAGAGAGGGACACAGAGGGGACAGCGGGGGACACAGAGGGGACAGAGGGGACAGAGGCGGUGGCACUGCGCUUCCCCGAGGAGCGCGAGGCCCAACAGUGGUGGACAGUGCUGAGCAGCUCCCUCAGAGAGGCACGGAGAGCCGCCGAGGGUGACACGGGGACGUCUCCAGUGCCACCCGCGGGGACAUCUCCGGUGCCACCCGUGGGGACAUCUCUGGUGCCACCCGUGGGGACAUCUCCAGUGCCACCCGCCGAGGGCCCCGAGCUGGACACGGAGGAGCAGCAGGUCCUGGAGCUGGCCCAGACAGAGGAGCUGGCCCUGCAGCUGGCCGAGGCGGUGGCCCUCGGGGACGAGGCGGUGGCCGCCCGCAGCGCGGUGGCACUGGCCCGGCGGCACGCGGAGCUGAGCGUGCGCCUGCGGGAGAGGGAGCGGGACCGGGCCGACAUCAGCAUGCCGGUGGGGGUGGAGGACGCCACGUCCUCGGCCAGCAUCACGCUGCGGGUGCAGCCCCACAUCACCAUCGGCACCCUCAAGGAGCAGGUGUUCCGGGAGUACGGUUUCCCGCCGGCGGCGCAGCGCUGGAUCAUCGGGCAGAGCCUGUGCCGGGACGGGCGCAGCCUGGGCUCCUACGGCAUCCGCCGCGACGGGGACCCGGCCUUCCUCUUCCUGCUCUCGGCACGGCCGCCGCCGGGAACGGCACUGGGAACGGCACCGGGAGUGACACCGGGAACGGCACCGGGAGCGGCACCGGGAAUGGCACCAGGAGUGACACCGGCACCGGGAACGGCACCGGGAACGGGAGUGACACCGGGAGUGGCACCGGGAGCGGCACCAGCACCGGGAGCGGAGCGGCAGCGGCAGGCGCUGCAGCUGCUGCGCGCUGCGGGGCUGCACGGGGACGGGGACGGCUCACCUGGCGCAGGCCGUGUCCCCGAGGAGCCCCCGGAGCGGAUGGACAUCGGGGACAUCCAGGAGCGCCUGGACUCGCUGCAGCUCUGGGACAGCGCCGGGGCCCUGCCCGCCGGCCCUGAGCCCCGCCCGCCCUCACCUGAGCAGGCGGGCUGGCCGUGCCCCCGGUGCACGUUCCUGAACAAGCCCACCCGCCCGGGCUGUGAGAUGUGCCCUGUUCCCAAUCCCAAUCCCAAUCCCAAUCCCAAUCCCAAUCCCGUUCCCGUUGCAGGCGGGCUGGCCGUGCCCCCGGUGCACGUUCCUGAACAAGCCCACCCGCCCGGGCUGUAUGUGCCCCAAUCCCUGUUCCCAAUCCCAAUCCCUGAUCCCAAUCCCAAUCCCAAUCCCAAUCCCGUUCCCAUGCAGGCGGGCUGGCCGUGCCCCCGGUGCACGUUCCUGAACAAGCCCACCCGCCCGGGCUGUGAGAUGUGCAGUGCCCCCCGCCCCGAGGGGUACCGCGUGCCCGGGGGGCACCGGCCCGACCCCGCCGAGCUGCGGCGGCUGCAGCGCGAGCGCGACGGCGCCCGACAGUGCCAGCAGGCGCUGGAGGCGGAGCGGCAGCGGAACUUCCAGCAGCUGCUGCGGGCGGAGCAGGCCGGGCUGGUGCCGAACCCGGAGCCGCUGGAGUGCCGCAUCUGCCUGCAGCGCGUGCCGGCCGGGAGCGCCGUGCUGCUGCGCGACUGCCUGCACAGCUUCUGCCGGGAGUGCCUGCGCCAGGUGAUCAUGUUCAGCGAGGAGCCGGUGGUGGCCUGUCCCUUCCGCGAUGUCACCUACGCCUGCGGCAGCCACCUGCAGGAGCGCGAGAUCCGCGCGCUGCUGUCCCCCGAGGAGCACGCGCGGUUCCUGGCGCGGGGGCUGGCGCUGGCCGAGCGCCGCAGCCGGAACAGUUUCCACUGCCGGGGCCGGGACUGUCCGGGCUGGUGCUUCUACGAGGACGCGGUGAACGAGUUCCCGUGCCCGGUGUGCGGGGCGCUCAACUGCCUCCUGUGCAAGGCCAUCCACGAGGGUCAGAACUGCCGGCAGUACCAGGACGAGCUGCAGCUGCGGGCGCUGCACGACGCGGCCGCGCGCCAGACGCGGGACAUGCUGCAGACGCUGGUGCAGCGGGGCGAGGCCAUGCACUGCCCCACCUGCCACAUCGUGGUGCAGAAGAAGGACGGGUGCGACUGGAUCCGCUGCACCGUGUGCCAGACCGAGAUCUGCUGGGUCACCAAGGGACCCCGCUGGGGGCCGGCGGGCCCCGGGGACACCAGUGGCGGCUGUCGCUGCAACGUCAACGGCCAGAGGUGCCACCCCCAGUGCCAGAACUGCCACUGACCCCGGGGACACCCCGGGGACACCCUGGGGACACCUUGGGGACACCCUGGGGACACCCCCAGUGCCAGAACUGCCACUGACCCCGGGGACACCCCGGGGACACCCUGGGGACACCAAGGCACGGACGGAGCCGGUGCUGGACUGAGGGACAGAGAGGAUGGACAUGGGGACACAGGAUGGACACACGGACACAGGAU
Messenger RNA from Taeniopygia guttata (zebra finch), 2774 nucleotides. Lineage: Eukaryota; Metazoa; Chordata; Aves; Passeriformes; Estrildidae. The record is from RefSeq and is a predicted model, not a curated record.